This is a messenger RNA of Schizosaccharomyces cryophilus OY26, 1097 nucleotides long. Its product is annotated as GTPase Ypt1. The transcript has 5 exons. The coding region runs from base 59 to 670 and encodes 203 amino acids. The record is from RefSeq and is a predicted model, not a curated record. NCBI's taxonomy places the organism in Eukaryota, Fungi, Ascomycota, Schizosaccharomycetes, Schizosaccharomycetales, Schizosaccharomycetaceae. Gene Ontology annotation, molecular function: GTP binding; GTPase activity.
CUUCGUAUGCAGCAUUAAGGCCUUAGUUUCAGACCGUCUCCAUAACAGUACAACUAAGAUGAAUCCAGAAUACGACUAUCUCUUUAAGCUUUUACUUAUUGGUGACUCUGGCGUAGGAAAGAGCUGUCUUCUCUUACGAUUUGCAGAUGAUACUUACACCGAGUCAUACAUUUCUACCAUUGGCGUUGAUUUCAAAAUUCGUACUAUCGAACUAGAAGGAAAGACUGUCAAACUUCAGAUUUGGGAUACAGCUGGCCAGGAACGUUUCCGUACGAUUACAAGCUCUUAUUACCGCGGUGCUCACGGUAUCAUUAUCGUUUAUGAUGUUACAGAUCAGGACUCUUUCAGCAAUGUCAAACAAUGGUUACAGGAAAUUGACAGAUACGCCGUUGAAGGUGUCAAUCGAUUGUUAGUCGGUAAUAAAUCAGACAUGACUGAUAAAAAGGUUGUCGAGUACACCGUCGCCAAGGAAUUUGCAGACAGCCUGAGCAUUCCUUUCCUUGAAACAUCUGCUAAGGAUUCCACCAAUGUGGAACAGGCUUUCUUAACCAUGGCUCGACAAAUCAAAGAGCGCAUGGGAAACACUGCCUUUACCUCCUCAAACGCCAAAUCUAGUGUCAAGGUUGGUCAAGGUACUAACGUUUCUCAAGGCUCAAGUAGUUGCUGUUAAUGUAUAAAGCGUUUAAGAUACGUACUAAUUGACCUCUCCCACUCUGGCGUGUUUAUAUGUUCUAUUUGUAUUAAUGAUACUCAUUGGAAGAUUCUAUCUGCUGCGAUGGCAAUACUUUCCUUAAAUAAUAAAGUAUCUAAAGGCUAGUGUUGAAACUAUUACAUGGCCUUAUUACUUGACGCAUUCGAUGGGCUUCUCCCUUCAGCAGCUACCUUAACCAAGGUAUUAACAAAUGUGUUUAUGACUAGCAGCUUGCUUUUUCCUAUUAAUUGGAAAUUUUUCGUUUUUUAAAUCCUACAAUGCUAUAUACUCUAUAUGUAUCAAGUAACCCAUCCUAUAGCUAUAUCUCUCUUUAGACCUAUGAAGCGGAAUAUCACUGUUAAUUAGAAGACAUUUGUAGAUUAAGAAGAAUUAGAUUUGAUGCAUU